Halichondria panicea is the source of this 462-nucleotide messenger RNA. Its product is annotated as dolichol phosphate-mannose biosynthesis regulatory protein-like. The transcript has 3 exons. Gene Ontology annotation, biological process: GPI anchor biosynthetic process. Gene Ontology annotation, molecular function: enzyme regulator activity. Lineage: Eukaryota; Metazoa; Porifera; Demospongiae; Suberitida; Halichondriidae. Gene Ontology annotation, cellular component: dolichol-phosphate-mannose synthase complex; endoplasmic reticulum membrane. The coding region runs from base 98 to 358 and encodes 86 amino acids. The record is from RefSeq and is a predicted model, not a curated record.
GACAAACAAAGAUACCCACCACGCCCACCUACGACCACCCUCCCACUUCAAAUAGGAACGAAUCGUUCAAACACUUUGGAAGCUCGGAUCACUCAACAUGGCCACAGUGACGGACAGACUGGUGGGGUCAGGCCUCAUCUCCGUCUCACUGCUCAUAUUCACGUACUACACACUCUGGGUCAUGGUACUGCCAUUUGUUGAGGAGGAUCAUGUGAUCCAUUCGUACUUCCUCCCUCGCUGGUAUGCAGUGGCCCUUCCUGUGGUACUGGGGGUGUGUCUACUGGCCGCCAUAGGAGUUUUUGUGGGUGUGAUCAUUGUGAAGGACAAUGCCAGGAAAAAGGCGAAAAAGACAAGUUAGAACAAUUAAUUACAUUCUCGAUAAGAUUAAUACGUUUUUUGCAUGUACUUUUUGCAUGUACAAUCAUGAACAUCAAUUAAGAAAUUGUCAAUCUUAAAUUCGGA